CCAGGUAUCUUCCAAAUUCAUUGGAGAUUAAAAACUUACCCCCUUCUCUUCUCUUCUUAGGUUUAAUUAGUAUUUAGUAGAGUAGAAAAAAAGGAAAAAAAAACAAAAAGAAAAAGGGAAAAUUGGAAGGGUUGUUUGGGGGAGAAGAAAGAGUGUGGUGGAGAGAUUGCAGUUCCGAUUUGAGUCUUAUUUCUUCUUUUAUCAAAUUAAAAUUGUGUAAUAUGUAGAGUUGAAGACAUGGUGGGUUCAUUUCUUCACUCAAUUCUCGAUUUGGGUGCUUCUUUUUCUGCAAUUCAUCCUCAUUAUUGGAUGGGGAAUACCCUUUUGCUGAAUUGAAUUAUGAGAACACGAAGAAGUGUUGGAAAGCAAUUUUUUUGGUAUCCUGCUGAUAGGUUUUCAGAACCCAUACUUGAGUUUGCUGUGCGUUUUCUUGAAUUUCAUCCAACGGCUUUCAUCUCCCCAGCAGAGGCCAUGUUAAUUACUUUUAUGAGGUUGGGCAGGCGUUUUGAACUUAAAGGUCAUAAUACAAUGAAUAAUGAGGAAGUGUCUAACAUACCAAGGACAUCUGUGAAGAUCUCAUGGAACCAUGGAGGAAAGCAAGUGGCUAUUAUUGGGUCAUGGGAUAACUGGGAGACUAGGGAGAUCUUGCAGAGCAUGGGAAAAGAAUUUAUUACUAUAAAGACACUUCCCUCGGGGAUCUACCAUUACCGCUUCAUGGUUGAUGGAUGGUUGACAUGUGCUCCUGAUUUGCCGUGGGUUUGUGAUGAUUCAGGAAAUUCCUACAAUAUUCUGGACUUGAUGACACCUGUCUCAGAAUUGCCCGAAAGUCUUUCUGAGUUUGAAUUUCCUCCAUCCCCACCAUCAAGUUAUGAUAACCAAUGCUUCAACGAUGAAGAUUUCAGUAGGCCUCCACCGGAUCUACCACCACAACUGCGAGAGACCGUUUUGAACGAACCAUCUUGCUGCACAAGUAGUCAUCAGUCCGGUGUGCAGCCUCGACACACUGAAUUAAAUCAUUUAUACCAAAAUAAUGUUGGAGGUGAAUUCAUGGCACUUGGUUCAACAUUCAAGUUUUGUGAAAAGUAUGUCACAAUGUUACUUUUCAAGCCCUUGCUGAAAAGAAAUUGAUAAGACUUUGGUCAACUGUUUUUCCCCCUUCUAAAUUUGUGGCCUACCCUUCUGUAUUUCAACCGCUUAGCUGGGAUUAAUUGAGCAAUGAUUAUUUAUGUGAAGAUUGUUAUACUAAUAGAUUGAAGAGAGCUUGAAAGAGAAUUCAUUUCCAUUUUUAAUAUCUGUUCAUUGUGGAUCCAAUUCUCUAUUCCCCACCUUUUUUUUUUUUUUUUGUGUAAUUCAAAGCUAUUUACAUGUAUUGGUUCCUUGGAAGAAGUCAUGGAAGUUGAUAGUGGCCAUGCCCUCAAACGUAUUUGUUUCGAUGCUGCGAGAGAUCUGCUGCUAGACCUAAAGAGGUUUCAGCUACUAGGAUGUUUGUAAACUCUAUAUUCCUUUUCCCUUUUACUUGUGCAGUAUGUCUUAAACCAUUGGAAUGGAAAUGUUGAACCCAUUAAAUUGUUCCCAGGUGUUUCUGCA
Benincasa hispida (wax gourd) is the source of this 1587-nucleotide messenger RNA. Its product is annotated as SNF1-related protein kinase regulatory subunit beta-2-like. Gene Ontology annotation, molecular function: protein binding. The record is from RefSeq and is a predicted model, not a curated record. NCBI's taxonomy places the organism in Eukaryota, Viridiplantae, Streptophyta, Magnoliopsida, Cucurbitales, Cucurbitaceae.